AUGGAUGAUGUCGUAAUGGGUGGUGUCAUCAUGGGUGACGUCAGAAUGGGUGAUGUCCUAAUGGAUGUCGUCAUAAAGGGUAACAUCAUGGAGGAUAUCAUAAUGAAUGACGUCAUAAUGGGUAAUGUCAUAAUGGAAGAUGUCAUAAUAGAUUAUGUCAUAACGGAUGAUGUCAUGCUUGGUGAUAUAAUGGAUGAUGUCAUAAUAGAUGAUGUCAUAAUCAGUGACGUCAUACUUUGUGGUAUCAUAACGGGUGACGUCAUAAUGGGUGACGUCAUAACGGAUGACAUCAUAAAGGAUGAUAUCAUAAUGGGUGCUGACGUGGCAGGAGGCGUGGCUGUGAACGGCGGAAAUAAGCUUGAAGUGGCAAGGAGCUUCCAUUGCUACCACUCCCCCUACCCAGAGGAGUAUGCUCGCCUGGGCCGUCUCUACAUGUGUGAAUUCUGCCUCAAGUACAGGAAGAGCCAGACAAUACUUCGCAGGCACAUGGCAAAAUGUGUUUGGAAACACCCACCGGGUGAUGAAAUCUACAGGAAAGGCUCCAUCUCAGUGUUUGAAGUGGAUGGGCAGAAGAACAAGAUCUACUGUCAAAACCUGUGUCUGCUGGCAAAACUUUUCUUGGACCAUAAAACACUGUGUUAUGAUGUUGAACCCUUCCUCUUCUAUGUCAUGACAGAAGCUGACAACACUGGCUGUCACCUGAUAGGUUAUUUCUCCAAGAAGAAUUCUUUUCUCAGCUACAAUGUUUCUUGUAUCCUGACAAUGCCCCAGUACAUGAGGCAAGGUUAUGGCAAGAUGCUCAUUGACUUCAGCUAUUUGCUUUCUAAAGUAGAAGAAAAAGUUGGCUCUCCAGAACAUCCUCUGUCUGAUUUAGGGCUCAUCAGCUACAGGAGCUACUGGAAGGAAGUUCUUCUUCGUUACCUGCAUAAUUUCCAAGGAAAAGAGAUUUCUAUCAAAGAAAUCAGCCAGGAGGCUGCAGUGCAUCCUGUUGACAUUGUUAGCACCUUGCAGGCACUUCAGAUGCUCAAGUACUGGAAGGGAAAACACCUGGUCCUGAAAAGACAGGAUCUGAUUGAUGAAUGGAGAGCCAAAGAGGCUAAAAGAUCCAACAGCAAUAAGAUAAUGGAUCCCAGCUGUUUGAAAUGGACCCCUGCUAAGGGAACUUAA
Molecule: messenger RNA, 1167 nt
Organism: Apus apus (common swift)
Lineage: Eukaryota; Metazoa; Chordata; Aves; Apodiformes; Apodidae
Product: histone acetyltransferase KAT7-like
Exons: 8
Coding region: 1-1167 (388 amino acids)
Biological process (GO): regulation of DNA-templated transcription
Molecular function (GO): histone acetyltransferase activity
Source: RefSeq, a predicted model, not a curated record